GCGCUGCAGCUUCCUUGUAAAUUGGGUCGUGUGGUUCCAGCGACUAUCCCACCUUCUGUACCUCCUGACCAGAUUACAACUGCUUUGAAAAGUUGAGAGAAGCCCGACGACUUCCUCCAGCCAACAAACGACCGAAAGCGAUCAUCCGUCUUGCCUCCCAGCAACUUCCGAGUUAACCCCUCCACCCGCGUCACCCCCCGCCACGGAAAUCAUUCGCUUCCAACAACACUCUAUCGGUUCUGUCAUAACACUUGCAAAUAUUCGAUGGGCCACGGGCUUGCUCAUAACAUCUACUUUGACAAACGACAGAAGCUUUUACAGGAUUAUUGCUUACCCCAAAAGACUUUCGGCCACCGGACUACGAACGCACCGCUUUCUGCAGUGGCUCUCACCCCUGGGCCCUUCAGCUCGCCCUCUAGGAGUAUCCACCGCCCGCUUUCGAUGGAAGCUUGAACGGAUCAACUUUGGCUCUCUCGAACAUACCACCUGACGGGGGGCGUGAUUACGGCAACACUACACAACGAUAACUGGAAGCCGGGGACACCAUGGCGGACGAAUCCAUGCUCACGAAUAAGGAGCAGGAGGCUCAUAAGAUGGCGACAGAAACUGGGAUUGUCUUUCCGGACAAUUUGAUGCUGAUCAGGGCCCUGAGAAAGCACAACAACAAUGUCAAUGCCGUUGUUGAAGAGUGGUUUACACUUUGUGGUACCGAUGAAUGGGUGUCGAGAUAUAAGGAUAAACCUUCUACUGAUAAAUCCGCUACUACUGGCUGGGAUAGCUGGGAGGAAAUGCCUGGGUUGGAGGCGACAGAAACGUCGAAUAUCACGCCGUUGUUGGGGGCGGAGUCAUCACCUUCUUUCAGGAUACAAGGCGAGGAUGAGGUCCUGUACGGUCAGACUCCUGGAACCACGGGCGCGCCUCCCACACGUGUCCCAUCCAGAGCGGACAACAGGGCCCCAACAUCCAAAGAGCAGGAAGACGAGGAUAUUCAAAAGGCCGUAGCGGCAUCGCUCGCAGCGCAGAAACCAACACUACCUCCUAGGCCCUCGUCCUCAGCUAAGGGUCAAUUUGGGCCGGCCACCAGAGAGCACUACUCGGAGGAAGAAUGGGCGGUGACCAGUCAUUAUCCGCCGCCACUCGAAGAUGAGGUACCGACUUGCCGACAAAGAAAACCAGGCCUGCCCGUGUUUCUCAGGCGCCGGCCGAACCACAAUAGUCAUCUGUUGGGCGGUCUACUGAUGAUCUUACAACGAAUUCCUGCGGCGCGGAAUACUUUGCUCAGGAUCGGUGAUGAGCCAGCAUGGGGAUACCGUUGUUCACAGGAUUGGUGGAAGGGCGAGCCGAUCACGGUUAACGGACCGCGAUGGGAAUUUGAAGUUCACCGUCUAAUGGCUUUUCUGGAGGGGACAACGCGCUCAUAUGCGACAGCUGAUAUUUUGGCGCAGUUCCCAGAACCUGAAAGGUACUUCGACGACGAUGAAGAAAAGGAGUUCCUUCACAGAUUUGCAUACAACAAUGCUCUGCGGGACGUCGAAGGUUCUUCAUCGACAGUGGGCUACUCGGUUCUGAUGUCGGAAGUUGAGGUCGUUCCGAUCCAGGACAUUACAGUGCACCAGUCGGAGGACCAGUUUGGUCUUUUAGAUUUAUUCAUACCCGCUCCCCUCCACCACAUCGAUACCAAGUAUGAAGCAAAGUCGCCAAAGACCUUGUACGAUUAUUUGGACCUCCUGUUUUAUCCGGACGUUCCGGUGGCGGCUGAGGAUCUGGAUCAAGGCAUGCUAGCUAUGAUUCGACAUCCAUCUUCAGUGUUGACUCUGCGGACCAGAGACAGCCGUAUAACCGACAUCGAAAUUCCAGAAAUCUUUCACCUUGACCGAUACAUGGCAUGUAAUCGGGAGAGGCUUGCGGAAAUCGCAAGGGAGCAGAUUGAUCUGUACCGCAGAAAGACGAAUGGGUUGAAAACGGCAGAGGGCGAGGCGACACGCAAGGAGUUGGCUCUAGCGACUAUAAAGUCGCUGAAGGAUAAAAUCGAAAGCAUGAGAAAAGGAGCUCUUUGGAGGAACUAUAACGAUGCUUUCCGCAAUGCUGAAGAUGUCAUGUAUCUGCCUUCUUCACAGGAUGAGCCAUCGUGGUCGGACGAGGAGAAGGAAAUUCUUGCUCAUUACCGGACGAGAAUCAAGCAGCUUGAACAGGUCAUCGCUAGGGCCGAGAGCGUGACAGAGAAGCUCAAUGAGGAGAUUUUCCACCCGAUAGCAGCGAAGUCUGAGGCGAAUUCUGCAAAGUUCACCACCCCGUCUGACGACCCAGCCUGGAAUCCCACAUACAAGUAUACGCUUGUUGGCGCGGUGAUAGGGGAUUCUCAAGUUCUGUUGCGAUGGACGGGGGAGCCAUUGGAUGAUAUCAUCCAGGAGGGCUCGUCUCCAGGAGUGGAGGAUACCGGUGGGUGGUGGCUUAAGAUGUCUUAUCGCAACAGGGUUGAGUAUGAGUUUUUGAAGCUCAAGUCCGUGCUCGCCAUGUGGAACAAAUCAAAGGAGAACCGCAUGUUGGUAUAUGCGACUGAUUCGGCCAUGAAUGAGAAAUACGACCCUCUUCCGGACAAGCUCCAGAAGUUUGUCAAGGACGAUAAUCACUUUUUCAAGAAGGAGCUGCAGACGGAUCAGUCCCAGCGUCCACCAGAGGCGGAAGCAUCCAAGAAGCGAGGGGCCGACGAUCAGUGGGCUGGCAUUGCUGGACCUGGAAAGCUGCAGAGGUCGGCUAGCCUUGAUACCUUGUCUUCCAACAGGGCUUCGGCUGGAUCUGGAGGGGACAAGGAUGAUGAAAUGAUGCUGGAUGUUGUUGGGGAUGGGGCGGAUGGUGGUGAACCGGUGGGUGGGAAAGGGGUAAGUGUGGCGGUUCAGGAGAUGGUGGAACGCCGCACUUCUGCCUUUUUCCCAAUAAUUGCGAGUGCUGACGCUUAUGAGAUUGCUCAGGGCGACGCUGCUACGAAAACGAGUGUGAACGAGGUGGGUGGGAAUGGAGGUGGCGGGAGUUUAGCUGAUCCUAUUACGAACAAUGGAGAUGGGGAUAGGAUGGUUACGGAUUGAAUUGAAUGGGAUAAUAGAGGAUCCUUGUUUGAGAGGCCACUGUUGUGAUGUUUCUGUAGCAGCGUGGACAGAUGAUACCAUUUGAGAAGUUUAGCGAAAAUCAUUGCAGACAGAAGGCAGGGGAUCAGAAUACACGGAGCGGUUCGAGUUAAUAGACUUGGUGGUGUGGAAGUUGGGGAUA
Molecule: messenger RNA, 3264 nt
Organism: Podospora bellae-mahoneyi
Lineage: Eukaryota; Fungi; Ascomycota; Sordariomycetes; Sordariales; Podosporaceae
Exons: 5
Coding region: 546-3083 (845 amino acids)
Biological process (GO): protein deubiquitination
Cellular component (GO): cytosol; nucleus
Source: RefSeq, a predicted model, not a curated record